GGCGCCGCUCGCCCUCGGCGGGGGCGGCCAGAGCCGGGCGCUGCGGGCAGCAGGGACCGCUCCGCUCCGCUCCGCGCCGCCCCGCGCCGCAGCCAUGGCCCCGGGCUCGCCCGCCGCUCGCCGCCGCGCCGCGCCGCGCCUGCUGGCCGCGCUCCUGGACGGACGGUCCGGAGCGCCGGGGAUAAGUCACUCGGCCAAGGUGACUUCGCAGCCGAGCCCCAGCUCCGAAGUCCCGGCUCCAGCCCCUGCCCUGCCCGCAGCGGCGCUCCCGUGGCCAGCGCUUCUCCUGCGAGCACUGCGGCUGCACCCCGCUUUGCCCCGCUGCCGACCCCCGGCCGGCGGGGACCGCGCUGCUGCCUGCCCGGCACCGGGGGAUGCCCGCGGGGAGCCCGUGCACUGCUUCAGCGCCAGCACGCCCGCCGACAGGUUUGCACGUCUUGGCCAUCGCCUUCGCCCUGGAGGUGUCGGUGGGGAAAACCAACACGGUGACAGCUCUGAAUAACUCCAAUGUCCUGCUGCCCUGCACCUUCAGCACCUGCAUGGGCUUCCAGGACCUGGUCUUCAAAUGGUAUUUCAACACGACAGAGCUGAUUUACCACGGCAAGAUAAAAACCAAGACCACAGAGCCCACCCUCAUCUGGCACAACCCGCGGGUGGAGUUCGUGGGCUCCACCACCAAGAAGGACAACAACAUCUCCAUCGUGCUGAACAGCGUGGAGUUCAGCGAUGCUGGCAAGUACACCUGCCACGUCAAGAACCCCAGGGAGAGGAACGCCCAGCACAACGCCACCAUCAUCCUCACCGUGGUCCACAAGAUGGUGGAGACAGACAACACUGUGACACUCAUCAUCGUGGGCGUGGUGGGGGGGCUCAUCGGCCUCCUCAUCCUCUUCAUGCUCAUCAAGAGGGUGGUGCUGUUCAUCAUCAAGAAGACGCAGGAUGGGAAGAAGGAGUGUCUGGUGAGCUCGUCAGGGAACGACAACACCGAGAACGGCCUGGCGGGCUCCAAGGCGGAACAAAAAGCUCCACCAAAGGCAUGA
Molecule: messenger RNA, 1040 nt
Organism: Camarhynchus parvulus
Lineage: Eukaryota; Metazoa; Chordata; Aves; Passeriformes; Thraupidae
Gene: SCN4B
Product: sodium voltage-gated channel beta subunit 4
Exons: 6
Coding region: 375-1040 (221 amino acids)
Biological process (GO): regulation of ventricular cardiac muscle cell membrane repolarization; cardiac muscle cell action potential involved in contraction; regulation of sodium ion transmembrane transporter activity
Cellular component (GO): membrane; voltage-gated sodium channel complex
Molecular function (GO): sodium channel regulator activity; transmembrane transporter binding
Source: RefSeq, a predicted model, not a curated record